Molecule: messenger RNA, 3470 nt
Organism: Fimicolochytrium jonesii
Lineage: Eukaryota; Fungi; Chytridiomycota; Chytridiomycetes; Spizellomycetales; Powellomycetaceae
Product: periplasmic binding protein-like I
Exons: 6
Coding region: 177-3026 (949 amino acids)
Biological process (GO): gamma-aminobutyric acid signaling pathway; G protein-coupled receptor signaling pathway
Cellular component (GO): membrane; G protein-coupled receptor heterodimeric complex
Molecular function (GO): G protein-coupled GABA receptor activity
Source: RefSeq, a predicted model, not a curated record
UGAAAAAGCACUAACUAUCGCCCUGGCAAAGAUGUGCUAGGAAUCCCCGGAUAGCUCCCAGUUCGUAUACAAGGGUUCAAGGUCGGCUGUGAAAACUGAACCGAUCCACUGUCAAACUCUCGCCGAUAUCCGCCAUCCUGUCGCUGGAAAGGCGAACUCAUCCGCCGACGACAAAGAUGUUAUCCCACCUCCGGCACACGUCGACUGAAUGGGUCCUUCUCGCCCUUUUCACGCUAGCCGGUCUCAUCCCGCACGUCUCCAGCGACGUUUCCAGCGACCCAAGCCCGCACGUCCCCAGCGACCCCAUCCCGGACCCGCUCAAAAUCCCGCUCAAAAUCGGCCUAGUAUGGGACUACACGCAAUCUGAAGGGCCCCCUUAUGCGGCCGUCUACUCCCUCCAAGCCGCCGUGCGCUACGUCAAUUCCCGCGACGACAUCCUCAACGGCACCUUUGUCUCCAUCGUCAAGCAGGACACGACCGUCAACGACGAACCCAACCCUGCGCAGGCCAUCAAAGCCGCCUACAACGUCUCCACCAGCGGGGUGAUAGCCGUCAUCGGGCCCGAAACGACGGACGAGGCGGUGUACGCCGCGCUGGUGACGUCCGGGUUCAAGAUCCCGACCUGCUUCACGUUGGUGGGCGGGACGCAGUUCUCUGACCGGGCCACCUACGCCAACACCUUCCGCAUGACGCGAACGGUGCGGGACGUCGGCAUCUACCUGGUCCAGUACGUGAUGGCCAUGGGCUGGAACCGCGUCGCCUACCUGCAUUCCGCGCAACUGUACGGGACCGCCUACAUCCAACCCAUCGUCAACGCCGCCGCGAACCAGAACGUCACGUUGCUGGCCCAAUCCAGCUUCAACACCGGCGUCGCUGCCGACGACGACGCGGCGCUCGCUCUCGUCAGGCAGAGCGACGCCCGCAUCAUCAUCGUCACAGGCACCGACAUCGAGACCACGCUCCUGUGGACGAAAGCCCACCGCGCGGGCCUGGUCACCCCCGACCAUGUGUGGGUCACCAGCAACGGGAUCAUCGACGCGGCGAGUGCCGACAGCCCCUACUUCAACAUCUCGAUCAGGAACGUGCUCGGCAAGGAGGAGGCGGCCAACAACGCCGUCGUGUCGGUCGUCAUCACGGAUAUGGACCAGACCACCGAUGCCUAUAAGACGUAUCUGGACAACUUCUGGCAGGUCUACACGAACACGACCGACACUGCGUUGGAUGAGUGGUAUUAUUAUUCCCAGGACAUGAUAUGGGAUUGCGCAAUGUCAGUCUUCUACGGGUACGACGCCUAUCUGAAGAACAACAACCUAAGCGCGACGCUGCUGUCCGAUCCGGAUUUCACGAAGGAGGAGAUGAAGGGGUUCUCGGACAUCUCGAACUUCAAUACCAGCAUACAGGGGCUGACGGGCCCGUAUAAUUUUGAUAGCAAUGGGGAUAUUAUGUAUGAGCAUGUCCAAAUCCAACUCCAAAGCUCGGAGCUAAACUACCCCGUCGUCGCCGACUUCCUCCCCACGGGCCUCGUCCUCUACCCCGAAAACUUCCUCUUCUAUGGCGGGUCCAAGACGGUCCCCCUCGACUUUCCCCCGCUUGUGCGGCUCAACCCGGUCUGGAAAACCGGCGAAGGGGCCGGGUUCGCCUUCCUCUCCGCGCUGCUGCUGUCCACCAACAUCGCCUCGCUGAUCGCGGUGGUGCAUCUCCGCCAUAAAGUGGCGAUCAAGCGGGCGAGUUGGAAGAGUUUGGCAAUGAUCUUGGUGGGCUUGACGGUGGCGGAUGUGGCGCCGCUGCUGUAUAUUGGCGAGCUGAGCACGGGCGUGUGUGUGUUGCAGCCGUUUGUGUUGAAUGUGGCGUUUGGCCUGGUUUUCUCGAAUUUGAUGGCAAAGACGUUUCGCGUCUAUAAGAUCUUCAAUAAUCCGAGGAUGAUGGAGAAACCUAUGAAGGAUAUUCAUUUGCUCUCCUACAGCGCCGGGCUAGUCGGCGUCGAACUCCUCAUCUCGCUCAUCUGGGUUCUCGCCAGCAAGCCCGUGCCCACCGACAUCAUGGUCAGCGCGACCGAAUCGGUCCUGACCUGCGUGUCCCCCAACGCAAAAGUGCAGCGCGUGAUGACCGCCAUCAGCAUCGCGUUCAACGGCCUCCUGCUUGCGCUCACGACGCUGCUGAGUUAUAAGACUCGAGGCGUGGUGUCGGCGUUCAAUGAGACAAAGUGGAUUGGGCUGAGUGUUUAUAAUCUUGUGGCGGUUUGCUCGUUGUUUUUGCCGUUGGUGUAUACGACGACCUUUGCAACCAUGGCCUUCACCCUCCGCAGCAUCGGGAUCCUCCUCGGCACCGGCGUAACGCAACUCUGCAUCUUCGGCCCCAAAUUCCUGCAACUCUACCAAGACUCGCAGACGCACGCCCACGCGCGCAAAGACACGUCCGCGCAGAUCUCCUCGAUGGCCUCCUCGCGCGCCAACCAAUCCAAAAUGUCCCUCGCGCAGCUCCCCAAAGGCCACCGGCCGAAAGAGGGCGCGAGUUCCAGCGGGCGGAAGGUGGGCGGGUUCCAGAUCCCGCGGGUGCCGACGCUGAUCAUCGCUUCCGGCGGGUCGCUGUUCUCGUUCCGGAACUUCAUCACGGGCAAGUGGGCCGUCACCAACGUGUCGGCGUGUCCCGGGUAUCUGUUGCUGGAGGACGUGGAUGUGGAGGCGGAGGCGGCGGGGAACGCCAAACCGGGCGUCGUGCGUGUGUUCCGCACCGACCGCGCGACGUUGAGGGAUGAGGCGGGGACGGUGGAGUCCCGCGCGGCGUCGCAGGCGCACAUGGAGAAGCGAGCGGAACCUGCGGCGCAGGCGAGCAAUAGUGGACCAUCGACGUUGACGAUCGGGACGGUGGACGGCACGGUGCAGUUGGUGUUGCAUGCGAAGGAUGCGAAAGAAUUGGCGGAGUUUCUGCAUCAGAGUCAUGGGAAGAAGAAUCAGGGGGCGACGAUGUCCGAGCUCAGGAGUGGGAAUGCGAAUCCGGUUAGGACUAGUCAGGUGGAUGAUGUGUAAUGGAGCUUUGGGGAAGUGGACAUGAUGGCAGGUGGACGGUUUUUUGUGGUUCGUUUUUUGUUGCAGAGCGUGGAAAGAGUAUCUGAAAUGUGAAAGUUUCUGGGCGAGGGAGAGACCCGAAAACCAAGUCAUUCAUGGCUUCCGAGUUUUUCACAUCAAACACGGGGAGGGGAGUAUUGGGCGCCGCUGAACGUACUUGUCGACGUGGGGCUGGGGAUAAAGGGUGAACUCGUAGCGGGAGAGAGAGUAAAAAGAGAUGCCUUCCAAAGUCUACCUGACGGGCAGAGAUCGUUUGGCAGUGUCGCUGUCGAAUUCGGUUGUAACUCUGAAGCCGUUGUCAAAGAUCAUGUGAUCUGUGGCUGCAAACACGUGCCUUUCUAGACAGUUUAUCUCUAUUCUUGAUGCUCUUUCUGUUCUUUAUGAGUCCACAAUAUCACUCUGGUG